Messenger RNA from Cokeromyces recurvatus, 264 nucleotides. RefSeq lists its product as uncharacterized. The coding region runs from base 1 to 264 and encodes 87 amino acids. Gene Ontology annotation, biological process: intrinsic apoptotic signaling pathway. The record is from RefSeq and is a predicted model, not a curated record. NCBI's taxonomy places the organism in Eukaryota, Fungi, Mucoromycota, Mucoromycetes, Mucorales, Mucoraceae. The transcript has 2 exons. Gene Ontology annotation, cellular component: mitochondrion.
AUGUUUACUGAAGCCAAGGAGGAAUAUGAAAAUCAAUUAAAAGAAAGAGGAGAAGAAGUAACGGCAGAAGCAAUGUCGAUAUUUUAUAAAGACUUUUUAAAUAAGGCUUAUGACCGUCAUAUGGAAUACAAUCGUACUUGGUGGAAACUAAACAUUAUUCAAUUAUACCCCGGAUUUAAGGCCGCUAUUCGGUUAUUGAAAAAAUCAUCACCACAGCAACAAAAAAAUGAACAUAAUUUUUGGGAAAAAAGCUUUGAAUCAUAA